AUGAUCUACUUUGAAACGUUCGUAAAGCCCGCCCCGGCCUACAAGCCGGCCUCUUACCAUCCAGAGCCUAAGUACAAUGAGGAGGCCAAGCCUUUCGCUUACGACUACGCCGUCAACGACCACUACUCGGGAGCCAACUUCGCCAAGAAGGAGGAGAGCGAUGGCCACAACACCCAGGGAUAUUACUCGGUCGCUCUGCCCGACGGCCGUGUCCAGCACGUCAAGUACGUCGCCGACAAGUACGGCGGCUACAACGCCGAGGUCACCUACGAGGGAGAGGCCCAGUAUCCCGAGUACCAGCCCGCCCCUGCCUACAAGCACGUCAAGUACGUCGCCGACAAGUACGGCGGCUUCAACGCUGAGGUCACCUACGAGGGAGAGGCCCAGUACCCCGAGCAUCACCCCGCUCCCGCCUACAAGGCUGCUGCUCCGGCCUACAAGUCCUCGACCUCUGCCUACAAGUCCUCCCACAAGACGGCUGCCCCCGAGCUUUAA
This is a messenger RNA of Pollicipes pollicipes, 495 nucleotides long. RefSeq names its product cuticle protein 7-like. The record is from RefSeq and is a predicted model, not a curated record. Gene Ontology annotation, cellular component: extracellular matrix. Bases 1 to 495 code for a protein of 164 amino acids. The transcript has 4 exons. Lineage: Eukaryota; Metazoa; Arthropoda; Thecostraca; Pollicipedomorpha; Pollicipedidae.